AUGUCCCACAGCGGCACCAAUACAUGCAUCAAGGCUAUACAGAAGCUUUGGGCACAGCAGAAAGUGUACAUCUCGAUUGAUCUAGUCAAUGAACGCACCUAUACAACCUCGGACCAGAUUCGUGGAACCGCAACCAUUACAACUGCGCAUGAUGUGGAUUUCGAUCAUCUCAGUAUCACAUUCGAGGGUGUCUAUCGCGUAUACAACGAACGAAUCGGUCCUCCGCAUACCGACCGUCGAAUCGCCGCUUCCAAGACAUUCCUCAAACUGCGACAUCCUUUCCCCACUGAUGCGUAUCCCAAUUCAAGGCAGUUCAAGAAGGAUGAAACGUAUGUAUUUCCCUUCAGCUUCGUCGUUCCAGGCUCCGCAAAGACCACUGUCUGCGCGUCUGAGCCCAAUGGGGCCCACACAGAACUCCCGCCAAGUCUUACACGCAGCAAGAAUGACUACUUCACUCCGUCAAUGUGCGAAGUCAUCUAUACCAUUCACGUUCGAAUAACACAUACUCCUGAAAAGAGGAGCCUGGCACGUCAGUCAAGGCAAGCAAGGGUAGUGACCAUUGCGCAGACAUAUGCAUUUGAGAAGGGGGAGAGCGCCCGCAUGACCGGCCACAUACCUGGGCAAGGAGUGGAUGAGUUCAAGACGGUGGCUUUCCAGCCACAGCCCAUUCGGCUUAUUGCGCCAAAGUACGUGGAUUUGAGUGCUCCUUGCCCCAUUGAGGUACAGAUCCAAUAUAAUCCCGCCGACCAUGUGUGUCCGCCGCGUCUGAAAGCUCUUCAUACCAGGCUUGAUGUGUCAACAACCUACAUCUGCAACGAUGGGCUGCAGUAUCAGGUCGUUGCAAUGGCACUGGGCGACACCGAGCCAGAAGAUCGGUAUCAUCGAGGCUGGUGA
Molecule: messenger RNA, 894 nt
Organism: Aspergillus saccharolyticus JOP 1030-1
Lineage: Eukaryota; Fungi; Ascomycota; Eurotiomycetes; Eurotiales; Aspergillaceae
Exons: 3
Coding region: 1-894 (297 amino acids)
Source: RefSeq, a predicted model, not a curated record